CCGUCACCGAUCCCUGACCCCCACCGCCGUAGAUAAUCCAAAAAUAAAAAUCCAAGGCCGCGCCGUACGCGCAAUCCCCCCUCGCUCGCUCCAUGGCGCUGCAGCUCCAGCUGCCGCGGCCGCUCGCCGCCGCCCGGCCCUCCGCCCUCCUCCCUUCCCGGGACCAUGGCGCCUCCGCUUCCGCGACCGCCCUUCACGCUCGCGCCGGCGGCGUCGCGUUCUCGCUCCAGACCAACGUGCGCCUCCUCAAGCCCAACCGCCGCGUCCGCCGCUCCCGGGACCCCUACUACGACCUAGACGAGGACGAUGAGGAGGAGGCGGAGUUCGACGAAGAGGAUGACGACGAAGGUUACGAGAGCGAUGAUGACAUGUCGGGUUUGGAAUAUCCUGGUGUACUUUAUUCAAACAGCCCUCGUGCUUCAAGCAAGAGACAAGAAUUGGAACCUCCACUGGUAAAAGAAAACUGGGAAGGAAGACAACCCAAAACUCGUGAUAACUACGGCAGUCCAGGAAAAAGUAAGUCCCUGUAUCCUAGGAGUAAAGUGGGACGAUCAUCAAUGGAUCUUAAGAACAUGGAUAGUGAAGUUGAGUUGAAAAAUGCAAGUAUCUCUCGAAGUCUGUUCCAGAAACUACAAGAAGAUUAUGACUUUGAUGACAAAUGGUUACCGCUGAUUGAUUACUUGUGCACAUUUGGACUAAAGGAGUCUCAUUUUACUUACAUCUAUGAGAGACACAUGGCCUGCUUUCAAAUCAGUCAGGCUUCAGCAGAAGAAAGGUUGGAUUUCCUGCUAAGUGCUGGGGUUAAAAGCAAGGAUAUGAAGAGGAUACUGGUCAGGCAGCCACAGAUUCUGGAAUACACCCUUGGCAAUCUGAAAUCCCAUGUUGAUUUUCUCGUAAGCAUUGGAGUUCCGAAUACACGAAUAGGACAAAUUAUUUCUGCUGCUCCUUCGAUGUUCUCUUACAGUGUGGAGCACUCUCUGAAGCCAACAGUAAGGUAUCUGAUUGAGGAAGUUGGUAUUGAGGAGAGUGAUGUUGGGAAAGUAGUGCAGCUAAGCCCACAGAUUCUGGUGCAGAAAAUUGAUAGUGCAUGGAAAUCUCGAUCGCUUUUCCUGACAAAAGAACUGGGCGCUCCCAAAGAUAGCAUAGUUAAGAUGGUCACAAAACACCCUCAGCUGCUUCACUACAGCAUUGAGGAUGGAAUCUUACCUCGAAUAAAUUUCCUGAGAAGCAUUGGUAUGAGAAACACUGACAUUCUCAAAGUAUUGACAAGUCUUACUCAGGUGCUAUCUUUGUCAUUGGAGGAAAAUCUCAAGCCAAAGUAUCUUUACUUGGUCAAUGAACUCAAGAAUGAGGUUCAAUCCUUAACGAAAUAUCCUAUGUAUCUGAGCUUGUCUCUUGAUCAGAGGAUCCGUCCCCGCCACCGUUUUCUGGUUUCAUUGAAGAAAGCUCCAAAGGGUCCAUUUCCUCUGAGCUCCUUUGUGCCCACAGAUGAGCGUUUUUGCCAGAGGUGGGCUGGGACUAGCUUGGAGACAUACCAUACAUUCAGACAGAGGUUGCUGCUAACAGGUUUUGCAGAGAAGUCUGGAAGGAAAACACUAGUCUCAAGACGGUAGAUGCCUAGGGGGUGGGAAUGGGUUUCUUUUGAGCACGUGCUCCUAACAGAAAUGGGCUUGGUUGCUGACUUGGUACCUGAUGCUCACUGGGUUUAUACUACAUCACUAACUAUAGCUUAUACUUAUUGUUCAUACCACCUCUCUAAAGGUGAAGUCUCAUCGAAUGCCCUCAAUCAGUUGCAAAUGGAUGACAAUCAGAGAGAAAUGCAUUAUGCCAGUUGCCAGAAUGAUUGGAGGGACACUUUGUUAUCUAGUUCUAGGAGUACCUCGCCUUGAUUGCUAGUUACUAUAGACUACAACUACGGAACAAAAUGGCUACGUUAGAAAAAUGUAGCCUAACUGUGUAAGAGUGCCAUUACAAGCAGCCUUCUGUGCUGCUGUAAUUCUGUAAUGCCGUUUGACCUUGAGGUUUCCUUUUUGAAGUCUUGUUAUCAUGAAUCAUAGACGGCUUGUACAUCCUACCAUUUCAUGGUUGUUGUGUUAGAACUUUUGUCUGUAAGUUUAUUUUCUUUUGUGGCCUAAUGAUACGUAAUAGUGUAGCUGGGAUCUACUCCUAUAUUCUAUUAAAGUUAGUCCUUGAUCA
Molecule: messenger RNA, 2196 nt
Organism: Sorghum bicolor (sorghum)
Lineage: Eukaryota; Viridiplantae; Streptophyta; Magnoliopsida; Poales; Poaceae
Product: transcription termination factor MTERF9, chloroplastic
Exons: 6
Coding region: 93-1613 (506 amino acids)
Biological process (GO): regulation of DNA-templated transcription
Molecular function (GO): double-stranded DNA binding
Source: RefSeq, a predicted model, not a curated record